AUGAGGAUCAGAGAUAACUGGAACAGGCCCAUAUGCAGCGUCCCUGGAGCCAAGAUGGACCUGGUGGAGCGGCAUGGAGCAACAGUACGACUUCCUGAGGACAUUGCCCUAAAGAAAAAGUACAAAGCUUACCUGUACCUGGAUGAGGCCCACAGUAUCGGGGCACUAGGACCAAGAGGCAGAGGUGUGGUGGACUACUUCGGCCUGGAUCCAUCUGACGUUGACAUCAUGAUGGGCACUUUCACCAAGAGCUUUAGUGCUGCUGGAGGAUACAUCGGAGGAAAGAAGGAGCUGAUCGAUUACCUCCGGUUACACUCUCACAGUGCAGUUUAUGCUACCUCAAUGUCCCCACCAGUCACCCAGCAGAUUAUUGCUUCUAUGAAGUGCAUUAUGGGAGAGGAUGGCACCACAUUAGGUGAGUUUAGAAUUUUAUUCAAGAUCAGUUCUAAUAAAUAUUACUUGGGUGGAAUAAUCUUUGUGUGGGUUUUAUUCAAAAUAAUAUCUGUAAUGUAAUAGUCAAGCCAAAAU
Messenger RNA from Pimephales promelas (fathead minnow), 528 nucleotides. NCBI's taxonomy places the organism in Eukaryota, Metazoa, Chordata, Actinopteri, Cypriniformes, Leuciscidae. The record is from RefSeq and is a predicted model, not a curated record.